GUACGUUUGUGUAAAUAAAGUAGGGUUAUGUUAUUGUGACGAGAUGUUUUGUGUAUGAUUUAUACUUUAUCGUGCUUUUAGACCAAUAUUGUACGAAUUUAUCGACUUGUAAAUAGUAAAUGGUGAAUUUAUUGUGUAGUGUAAAAGUUUUAUGAAAUAUUCAAUUUUUUCAUAUUUGUAAUUUUAUCGUGCAAUACGCUCUAGCGUUUAUAAAGUUGGAAAAUGGGGCGUACUGUUGGAAGAGAAAGAAGUCGUUCACCAGAUCGUAAACGUCGAAGAUCUAGGAGUAAAGAAAAAUCAAAGUCAAAUCGUCACAGGAGAAGUAGAUCGCGAGAAAGAAGAGAAAAACGUUCAUACAGUCGAGAACGUAGACGAGGAGAAAGCAAAGAAAAACGUGUGUCAGGAAAGUCUCGUAAGAGGGAGAGGUCCCGAUCAAGAAGUAGAACUCCAAAAGAUUCAAAAAGUAAAAAUGAUGAACACUCCGAGCUACCUUUUGAUCCAACUAAUUUAGAUAAGGAAGAAGAACAGAAAAAGCUUGAAUUGGAAAUGCAGAAGAGAAGAGAAAGGAUAGAAAGGUGGAGAGCAGAGAGGAAGAAAAAGGAACAAGAAAUAUUCAAAAAAGAAGGAGUGAAGAAUAUAGGUAAUAUUCCUCAAGGCACGCUUAAAAAGUGGUCCCUAGAGGAUGACUCUGGUGAAGAGGAUAGUGUUACUGAAAAGGAAAAAGAGGAAACUGAAGAGAAAGAAAAAGAAGAAGUUAAAGAAGAGGAGGAACCCAAACCAUCAGAAGAACCACAACCAGAAGAAGAAGAACUGGAUCCUUUAGAUGCAUUUAUGCAAGGUGUUCAAGAAGAAGUUAGGAAAAUUAACAAACUAGAUUUGAAAAAGAACAAAUCGGAUGUUGCAAGUUCCAAGAAGGGAAUGGUAAUUGUAACAGGAAUUGCAAAAACCAAAAUAAAUAAGGACAAGGGAGAGUUGAUAGAACAGAAUCAAGAUGGAUUGGAAUAUUCUUCAGAAGAAGAAGAGGAAGAUUUAAAAGACACAGCUGCUAAUAUUGCAAAUAAACAAAGAAAAGAUCUUAUUAAAAUCGACCAUAAUCAUAUCCAUUAUGCACCAUUUAGAAAGAAUUUCUAUGUUGAAGUACCUGAAAUUGCCAAAAUGAGCAGUCAAGAAGUCGAAGCUUAUAGGGAAGAAUUAGAGGGAAUAAGAAUGAAAGGAAAGGGUUGUCCAAGACCUAUAAAGACAUGGGCACAGUGUGGAGUCUCCACCAAGGAACUGAAUGUAUUAAAGAAGCUUGGUUUUGAGAAACCGACUCCUAUUCAAGCUCAAGCUAUUCCUGCAAUAAUGUCCGGUCGUGAUCUCAUUGGUAUUGCGAAAACGGGAAGUGGUAAAACUUUAGCAUUUUUACUUCCCAUGUUUCGGCACAUAUUAGACCAGCCUCCCUUAGAAGAAACUGACGGCCCCAUUGCCAUCGUGAUGACACCCACACGGGAGUUGUGUAUGCAAAUAGGAAAAGACAUUAAAAAGUUUACCAAAAGUUUAAAUUUACACGCCGUUUGUGUUUAUGGUGGCACUGGCAUUUCUGAGCAGAUUGCUGAGCUAAAAAGGGGCGCUGAAAUAAUUGUAUGCACUCCAGGGAGGAUGAUUGAUAUGUUGGCGGCAAACGGAGGGAAAGUUACUAAUUUGAAAAGGGUUACCUAUAUAGUACUAGAUGAAGCAGACAGAAUGUUUGAUAUGGGCUUCGAACCUCAAGUGAUGAGAAUAAUCGACAACGUUCGUCCUGAUCGUCAGACGGUUAUGUUUAGCGCGACUUUUCCACGUCAGAUGGAGGCCCUUGCCCGUCGAAUUCUUUUGCGUCCAAUCGAGGUCCAAGUAGGAGGUCGUUCCGUCGUUUGCAAGGACGUUGAGCAGCACGUUAUCAUUCUUGAAGAGGAACAAAAAUUCCUAAAAUUACUGGAAUUACUUGGACUCUACCAGCAGCUCGGUAGCAUUUUGGUUUUUGUUGACAAGCAAGAGAACGCUGACAUUCUUCUCAAAGAGCUCAUGCGAUCUGGUUAUAGUUGUAUGAGCCUUCACGGUGGAAUCGACCAGUUUGAUCGCGAUUCCACUAUAAUAGAUUUUAAAUCUGGUAAAGUUAAAUUGCUUAUUGCCACCAGUGUGGCUGCUCGGGGACUUGAUGUGAAGCACUUGAUACUCGUCGUUAAUUAUGAUUGUCCAAACCACUAUGAGGAUUAUGUGCAUCGCUGUGGAAGAACAGGGAGAGCAGGCAACAAAGGAUUUGCAUACACAUUUAUUACUCCUGAACAGGAAAGAUACGCUGGAGACAUUGUAAAAGCAUUGGAACUAGCUUCAGUUCCAGUACCUGAUGGUUUAAAACAGCUUUGGGAGACGUACAAGACAAAGCAGGAAGCUGAAGGUAAAAAGGUGCAUACGGGAGGUGGUUUUAGUGGUAAAGGUUUUAAAUUCGACGAGUCGGAAGCUGCUGCUGCAAACGAGCGCAAAAAGUUCCAAAAAGCCGCCCUUGGACUCCAAGAUUCCGACGACGAAGACCUCGAAAACGAUAUUGAUCAACAGAUUGAAAGCAUGUUUGCAACCAAAAGAACUGUUAAAGAAAUCAAAGCCCCUAUUGGUAUUGCAAAUCCUACCAGUACGGUGGGCAUGGCGUCGGCCCUCGACAAGCUCGAACUGGCGCGUCGUUUGGCGUCGAAAAUAAAUCUGACCAAAAACAUAGGAGCUGACACAAAAUUCGCCACCCAGCAGGCAGCUGAAUCAAUACUAAAAGGUAGCGGAUCCCAUCCUUUGAUCACGGCCAAAACGGUGGCCGAACAAUUGGCCGCAAAACUGAACACCAAAUUGAACUAUCAACCGAAAGAUGAGGACGACAGAAACGACGAUGACGCCGAACAAACAUUUCGAAAAUAUGAGGAAGAACUCGAAAUCAACGACUUUCCACAGCAAGCUAGGUGGAGAGUCACCUCUAAGGAGGCUCUUGCUCAAAUAUCGGAAUAUUCGGAAGCUGGUAUCACUGUCCGUGGUACGUAUGUUCCAUCAGGAAAAAAUCCUCCAGAGGGUGAAAGAAAGUUGUACUUGGCGAUCGAGAGUACAAGCGAUAUUGCAGUGUCUAAAGCGAAAUCCGAAAUUACUAGAUUAAUAAAAGAGGAGUUGCUUAAAUUACAGACAGCAGGUCAUCAUACAUUUAACAAGGCCCGUUAUAAAGUUAUUUAAAGUAUUUAUUUUAUUUCUUUUAUUUUUAAUUAAAUGUUAAGUAUUUUUCUAGGCGUGUAAAUGUUGCGUACAGAACAACAAUAAUAAAAGUAAUUUUUUACUUUAAAACUGUACCCUUGAAAUUUUAAUUACACAUUUAAUAAUUGCCAAAAGAUUAAUUUAAUUUUUACUGAACAUAAUGCAAAUUAUUAUGACCAUGUCUUAUUGUGUUCUUAUUAAUUAACUUCUUAAAGCAAUCGUUAAUUGUACGAUAUCGAAGUCAAGAGGUUAAAAAAAGCUUACAGGGAAAAAAACAACAAAAUUAAUACUUGUACAAAAUAUUGUUUGGAAUAAAGAAUUCUUAAAAAGAAAACAAUGGUUAAUCUGUCGAUAAACUUGGACCUUUUGACUUGAUAUAUAAAAUGAGAGUAUUUGCAAUAAGAUUUGAGACCUUAGGAGAACGGUAAACAAUGAGGAUUAUUGUUCUUUUAAUAUUACUUUACGGAUUUUGUGAAGCCGCCCCUUCUGAAAGUGGCAA
Molecule: messenger RNA, 3739 nt
Organism: Agrilus planipennis (emerald ash borer)
Lineage: Eukaryota; Metazoa; Arthropoda; Insecta; Coleoptera; Buprestidae
Gene: Prp5
Product: probable ATP-dependent RNA helicase DDX46
Exons: 11
Coding region: 223-3222 (999 amino acids)
Biological process (GO): mRNA splicing, via spliceosome
Cellular component (GO): nucleus
Molecular function (GO): RNA helicase activity; nucleic acid binding; ATP binding
Source: RefSeq, a predicted model, not a curated record